This is a messenger RNA of Xiphophorus hellerii (green swordtail), 4500 nucleotides long. It is a transcript of the gene pnpla2, whose product is annotated as patatin-like phospholipase domain containing 2. Gene Ontology annotation, molecular function: triacylglycerol lipase activity. Bases 1273 to 2805 code for a protein of 510 amino acids. Gene Ontology annotation, biological process: positive regulation of triglyceride catabolic process; triglyceride catabolic process; lipid homeostasis. Lineage: Eukaryota; Metazoa; Chordata; Actinopteri; Cyprinodontiformes; Poeciliidae. The record is from RefSeq and is a predicted model, not a curated record. The transcript has 9 exons. Gene Ontology annotation, cellular component: lipid droplet; cytoplasm; membrane.
UUUCAUGAAAACUUAUGUUUUAGGAAAACCCUGUUCUGGUGUCCUUAUUGUUCACCAUGUUCGUCUCAUUUAGAGGGACUCUGCUUAUCUCACUGAGAGCUGAUCAUUUUACCUUGAAUAAAACCGCUUCAUUAUCGCUAUUAAUAUCCGAUGUUUGGGGAAUUUUCUCUCUCAUUUAUAGUCAUUACGGCUCAUUCAGACAGUGGUAUCUUUUUAGAAUAGAAAUCUAUAAACUCAGGGAAAGUAGCACAUCUUGCUUUCACAAUAGGAUGUGUUAAUCUGGACCUUUCUCAACAUGGACUGUUUUGUUUUUUUGUCUUAUUCUGCGAACAGUUUAUUCAAGGAAGUGAUCAGUCAGAGAUAUUGCACAGUGCACUUAACUAAUAUUUGGGGUUUCAAUUUUCCUUUUGUUAAAAAACAUCUAAUAUUUUUGUUAAUAACAGGAAAUGUUAAAGCUACAUAGCCCUAAUAUACAGACACUGUUUUUUUUUUUAAAAAAAAAGUCACCUUCUAUUGUUGGCGCAGCCCUAUUAUGAAAUGAAAAGCUUCAUAUAGCACAUUGUGGAUUUCAGCGAUUGUCAUGUAAACAGAGGGUUCCAGAAAUCAGUACACCUUUCUUCCAGAUUCUUUCGAAGACUCAUAUUGUGAAACAAACUCAAAAUAAGACCUCUGGUCUCUGAAUUAUUAUUAUUUUUAACUUGGGAACAUAAACAUUGAACAAAACAAAGCGUGGAGUUCCGCCUAGGGAAAUAACUUUUGACAAUGUCAGAAAAAAAGUGACCGCAAGCUGACUUCAUCAGCCAUUCAGCGAUGAAAACUAUGAUUGGUUAAAAUGUAACUUUGUUCAAUUCUCAUUGGUCAAGGUUCUUUUCCGGCUAAAAUGUGAUUGGUCAAGCUGUUCAUCCUGUAUCCUCCCUCUUGGUUAAACAAACAGAACAUGUGAAAUAAUAACAAUCGCCCAAAGUUUACUACGUAUUUAUUAAUUUCCUCCGAUCUAGCUUAUUUAAAAGCUGCUAAGAACUUUCAGUCUUAAGGAAUUUGCGUGUCGCUUUCUAAACUGUGUUCAUUUUUAAUCGCUAGCUGAGGACAUCUGCUGUGCAAUAACAAAACUAACUGGUAAAUGUUUAGUACUUUAAGUACGUCAUGCGAAAGGGGAAUGCUUUAAAUUUUAGAGUCUGUUAUUGCAAAAGAAACGUGCAAGCUGUUUCGUGAACGGCAACAUUUAAAUUCAGAGUUAAGCUUUUGCGUUCCCGGUCACAGCUCUGGACAAGCAUGUUCCCGUUAGACUCGCCCUGGAACAUCUCCUUCGCAGGCUGCGGCUUCCUGGGGAUCUACCACAUCGGUGUGGCCAGCUGUCUGCAGGAGCAGGCUCCUUUCCUGGUGCAGAAUGCCAGACACAUCUAUGGAGCCUCUGCUGGGGCCCUCACCGCCACUGCUUUGGUCACUGGAGUGUGUCUUGGAGAUGCUGGGGCAAGCAUAAUUGAAGUCGCCAAAGAGGCAAGGAAGCGGUUCCUCGGACCCAUGCACCCCUCCUUUAAUCUGGUGAAGAUUGUCCGUCAUGUCCUGAAGCGGACUCUGCCCGCCGAUAGCCCCCAUCGGGCCAACGGGCGACUGGGAAUCUCUCUGACCCGUGUGGCAGAUGGAGAAAACGUCCUGGUGUCUCACUUCAACAAUAAGGAGGAGCUGAUUCAGGCAUGUGUCUGCAGUGCCUACAUCCCAGUGUAUUGUGGCCUUAUUCCUCCCACACUUCAAGGAGUGCGAUACGUUGACGGGGGAAUCUCCAACAACCUGCCGCAGUACGAGCUGAAGAACACCAUCACGGUCUCCCCCUUUUCCGGAGAGAGUGACAUCUGCCCUCGAGACACUUCCACCAACAUCCACGAACUACGUUUCACCAACACAAGCAUCCAGUUCACCCUCCCCAACCUAUACAGAGUCUCUAGGGCGCUUUUCCCACCAGAUCCAAUGGUUAUGAAGUCCAUGUGCAAGCAGGGAUAUAAAGAUGCUCUGCACUUUUUAAAGAGAAACGGAUUGCUUAAUUACACCGGGCCUCAAACAGACAAAGCAUUGCUGGCCAACAGAGAAGAACUAAAGGCUUGUGAUGAAGGGAGGGCUGAGAAAAACAACCAGGCAGAAGAGAAGCCACAGGUGGAGAAAAAAGUGGUGCUUCAUGCCAGCUCCUUACUAGAUGAGCAUAUCAUCGAGUAUCUUCCACCUGCCGUGCACAAAGCUUUACUGGAGGCCUGUCUGGAGAGGAGGAGCCUGGUGCAGUCUCUGGGCAACCUGCUCCCUGUCAGGAUGGCAUCAGCCAUGAUGCUCCCCUACACUCUCCCUCUGGAGUCUGCUGUGUCCUUGACUCUCAGGCUUCUGGAGUGGCUUCCAGAUGUGCAGGAGGAUGUGGGCUGGAUCCGAGAGCAGAUACUGAAAAUCCUGCAACGUCUUCUGCGUCAGGCUUCCAGAAACUUUUCACAGCACGUGUCUGCCAGGCUGUUCUGCCACCUGGAGCUUUACCAUUACAAGUCCCUCCCAUCCAAGCCCAGCUCCAGCAACCUAUUUCCCGCCUGGGUGAACAGCAGCGGCUCUUCAAUGCAGGACGUGUUCGACCGGUACAAGAACCGGCUGUUGUCUGGAGUUCUCUGCAUCGACAUGGACCUGCAAGGCUCCUUCAAAACCGGACGGAUCCCACCAGAGACCAGCCGCGUGGCUAGCUUUUUCCAACAAGACUUUGCAGAACGCAAAGGUUAUUUUAAUCCUCAAGGUGGCAAACCUGCUAAACCUCUGAGCAGAUCUAAGAGCUUUUGGUAGGCUUCAGCUGUGAUCACAAUCCUGAUCCAGGAUUAGUGAAAAACAAAAAUAAGGCUGAAUUUUUACACUAGGAUAUGUUAAAGUUGCAAUGUCAAUAUUGCAUUUGAAAUGCAGUCAGAAACUUUGUGUAGUGUUUGGAAGUAGUGAUAUAGUACUUUGAAAAAGAAUUCAUACUUCCCUUAAGUUUACACCAACACAAAGUUGUGCAUAAUUGUGAAAUGGAAAAAAAAAUCAUGGUUUUCACUUUUUUCGCCAAUCAAAAAUACGAGAAUAGCAUGUGUUUGUAAUCAGCCCUGCUGGAGCCACGUCUCACUGCAUGUACACCUGGAAGCGUUUCGUAAUAUGUCUCUGACAGUGUUAGAUAUUCAGAGACUGACAUUUUCACCCAUUAGUCAACCUCAGUCAGAAUGGAUGGAAAGGGAACGUGAAAAGCAAGUCUUUCCUCAGAUUCUCAACCAAAUUUAGACCUGGACUUUGACUGGGCCUUUCCGAUACAUAAAUAUGUUUGAGUUUCAGGUCUAAUACAUCGUCUAACAUGUUUUCUUCAAGGAUAGCCCAGUUUUAUAACUUAUGACCUGCUUUCUUAUCCUAGUGGAAGAGAAGCAUCUCCACAUCAUGGUACUGCAAUGUUUCACUGUCUGGAUGAUGUGUUCAGGGUUAUCGGCAGUGUUAGUUCUCUGCCACACAGUGUUUUUUUUGUUUUGGUUUGUUUCAAAUGCAUGCAGCAUGCCACAUGCCACACUUUUCAGAUAUUUAACUGUAAAUAAUCUCCAAAACCAUGCAUCCAUUUUCUUUCAUUUCACAGUUAUGGUCAACUGUUUCAUUUUCCACUUAAAAUUCCAAAAUCUACAGCGAGGUGUAAGGCGUGGCAAAAAUCUACAAAACUUCAAGAACCAUAAAUAGUUUUUUAAGGCACAGGCACAUUUACUGGGUGUUCGACAUUUUUGAACCAGUGUCUGAGUCAGAAAUAAGCCAUUAGCUACAAGCAUUCAGGGAGUAUUACAUCAACAGAAGCACACUUAAAAUUUGCACAGUUAGUCAGUCAUGCAGAAACUUGAAUUACAGGAUGUUACAAAGAUUUAGCACAGUAAAAAAAAAAAAAGUGUUGAUGGUUUUAGUGGAAGGCAGUCAGCCACAAAGUGAAGCAGCAUUUUCCUGCCUGCAAUUACUUUUGGCUCGCAGGAAGCACUGGACAAAACGGAAAACAUUAGAGUUGGUUUGUUAAAAGCAGUUACUCCAUUUGCAUGAUGCCAUUUCCAAUGCACUAUGUUUAAAGAAAGCUUGCUUUGUUUUUAACAAAUGUACUAAUGUAAAUGGCUAAAACAAAUUGAUGUGUAUGCAGUACAUGAAAGUACUGUAGUGGUCAUGUAUAUUUCCAAUCAUACUUUUUAUGAUUUUUCAUUGUUGUUUUUUUCCACUGCUUCUCACUUUAGUUAAUUAUUUUAAAAUAUGUUUGGUGUUUUGUUCAGUGUCAAUCAUUUUUUUCAGAACUGCACAUUUUCUACUUAUUAAGUAACUAAGCUCUUUAAGUACUCGUCAUGUACAGUGUGUUUCAUUUUAAUAGAGCAUUUGAUUUGCUAAAAACUUACAUGUUAUUUGCCAAGUCAAUGUAAUGUGCUGAAAUUGUCACCAGGUGUCAUCAUGUUUAAAAUUUGUGAUCAUAAAAUAAACUGGUACGCCCCAUGAUUAACUACA